Ramularia collo-cygni is the source of this 1467-nucleotide messenger RNA. RefSeq names its product related to salicylate 1-monooxygenase. The transcript has a single exon. Gene Ontology annotation, molecular function: FAD binding. The coding region runs from base 1 to 1467 and encodes 488 amino acids. NCBI's taxonomy places the organism in Eukaryota, Fungi, Ascomycota, Dothideomycetes, Mycosphaerellales, Mycosphaerellaceae. The record is from RefSeq and is a predicted model, not a curated record. Gene Ontology annotation, biological process: secondary metabolite biosynthetic process.
AUGGAAACCCCCCCAAAACCCCCCCUAAAAAUAGCAAUUCUAGGAGCAGGAAUAACCGGUCUAGCCCUCUCAAUCGCCCUCUCCAACACCCAAAAAUCCCCCUCCCUCGACCUAAAAAUCUACGAAUCCUCCCCAAAUUUCUCCCCCCUAGGAGCAGGAAUAGGUCUAGGCCCAAAUUCCCUCCAAGCAAUCUCCCUCAUCUCCCCCAAAUUCCUCACCCUCUACGAAUCCCUCAGUACAGGAAACAGUACUCCAGGUUUUGAAAAUUGUGUUUUUGACGCCUUAUAUUCUGAAAGUGGAUUUGGGGAAGCUAAAGGGUGGGAGGGGGGUAGAGUGGGAGGGGAGGGAUUUAAAAGAUGUAGUGCCCAUCGGCGGGAUUUGUUAAAUGUUAUGAAAAAUUUAAUUCCUGAGGGGGGGGUUGUUUUUGGGAAGAGGGCUGUGGAGAUGCGGCAAUUAGGAGAUAAAGGGGUUGAGGUGGGGUUUGAGGAUGGGGAGAGGAUUAUUGUUGAUGCUGUUCUUGGUUGUGAUGGGAUUAAAGGGUUUAGUAGGGGGGUUGUACUUCAGGAUGAAGAUGAGGAGGAGGUUAGGGGGAAGUAUUGUGGGAUGUAUAUCUAUCGGGGGAUUUUACCUAUGCAGGAUGCGAAAGAGAUUUUGGGACGGCAUGCGGGUGAUGCGAAGUGGUUUAUGGGGGAGGGGAAAGGGGUGGCGAUUUAUCCGAUUUCGAAAGGGAGAGAGGAGAAUUUUGUGUUUUUUAUUAAAGAUGAUGGGGAGGAGUGGAAGGGGAAACAGGAAGCUGUGGCGUGUACCAAAGAGGAAAUGAGGAGGGAUUUACAAGGGAUGGAUGAAAGAUUGGUGAAAUUGUUGCAUUGGGCGAGUCCCCUUCGCUGGCCGAUUUUUCAUCAUCCUGAUACUCCGAGAUAUUGGAAAGGGAGAGUUUGUUUGGUCGGGGAUGUCGCGCAUGCUUCUUCUCCUGGACAAGCUGCUGGGGCUGGACAGGGAUUGGAGGAUGCGGUUGUUUUGGCCAAACUUUUGGAAUUGGUGGGAAAUCCGAGGGAAUUGGAGAUGGCGUUUGAGGUUUAUGAUGCUGUUCGGAGGCCACGCGCGCAGAAGGUUGUGAGGACUAGUCAGGAGGCUGGGGAAAUGUAUGUUUGGCGGGAUCCGGGGAUUGGGGGGGAUAUGGGUGGGAUUGUGGAGAAUGCUAAUCGAAGAUUACAUUGGAUUUGGUGGCAUGAUUUGGAGGGCGAUGUUGAUAAGGCGGCAUCUAUGUUUAAGGAGAGGGUGGAAUCAUCAUCAUCCUCGCUGCAAGAGAAGGGGGAGUCAUUAUCUCCAACGCAAGAGAAGGGGGAGUCAACAUCUCCGCUCCAAGAGAAGGGGGAGUCAUCAUCUCCGCUCCAAGAGACGGGGGAGUCGGCAUCUCUGCUGCGAGAGAAGAGGGAGUCGACAUCUCUGCCUCAAGUAAAGGUGUAG